AUGGCUACAGUCGACUAUCUCGUGUGCCUGGUACUGCUGCUUGCCUCGCAUCUAUUGGGUGCAGCUGCAGCUGCAGAAAACUGGCAGCGUUUUCCCUCCCUUGACACAUUUGCCAGCUAUGAGGACAUGCAGCGUUACUUUGAUCAGCGCAACUUGCGUAGCAUGCGGCACAUAGACAACCCCACGGAUGACAGCUACUUGGCCGCUUUCAAUCAGUAUAACGAACAGCCAGCAAGUCCCUCCCUGGUUGCACAUUCACGCACCAAGCGGGAUGAGCGUCAGCUGCCUACAGCGCCACGCAUGUUGCGGUUUGAGCUUAGCGACGCAGUGGAGCCUAGCCAGGAGGUGAAGCUGCUUGUGCGCCAGCAUCAGGAUCGAUCGGAAAAGGCACUCGCAUCACCCAGUAGUACGGCAAAGCCACCGGCUAGCAACACCGCUGGCAGCAAGAAAUCACGCAAGCCACGUCGUUCGCGACGAUCUGCAGGACAUCGCCAGCCGGCUAAUUUUAAGGUGCAAAUGAUACCCUUCGAGGCAACCGAUGCACGUGAGCCGGAUGCAAUUACCGCUCAGCUAAUUAAUCGCGCAAGAGCUUUGGAUGUGCAAAGAGCACCAACUGCAGCCUCGGCGGAGCAGCCAACUACACGAUCUCAACGCAAGCUGAAACGCAAGACUAAGCGCUCCAAACGCUCAGCGCCGCUGCAGGUGCUCAAGUUUGAACUGUCUGAUGCAAAAGCAUCGUUGCCAGCCUCGUUACAGCGCAACGGCAAGCAGCUGUCUAGCCUAUUGACCAUGGAGACCCAAGUGACGCAAAUGAAUCAAAGCCAAAUACCGAUUGCUACAACGCAGCAGACACGCGUCGACGAUAACAUGGUGAUGUCGGAAGAGGCUGCAGCCGAGUCAAAACGCAUGUAUAUCUACAAGGAGGCGCCUGCCACAUAUAUCAAGACUAAGAAGUCCCUAAGUGCUCUGCCGCACGAAGUGCAGAAGGUUAUUACGCAUCUCAUUAAGGAGGGCAACGGAGGCAAGGCGUACAUAAAGUAUCUGACACCCCAAAAGACUGACUACGAACAUUACAAGGCUAAGACAGUUGCCUAUGUGCCCAAGCCAGCGGCUUAUAUCAAGUAUGUGGCUGCUAAGCCAGUGGAACCACAAGUUCAAGUGCACAUACAGCCCGUGCCCGUUGUGGAGCAACUGCGAUACGUCUAUAAGCCCAACUAUGGCAAAGUAUACCCAGCCGCGCCCACAAUACCACAGCCCAUUGUUGUGCAAGAACCAGCGCCAGUCGCCCAUGCGGCGCCUGUUAUCGAACAAGUGCAUCAUACAUACAGCGCGGAGCUGGUCACACACGAGCUACCAGCACCAGCAGCUGAGGCGCAACUGCAACAUGCUGCCAGCAAUGUAGCAGUUCCACAGUUUCGUCCGUCGAAGCCAGACCCGCUGCAAGUGGAGUCGAGUCCCAUCUAUGGUCGACCCAUUGAGCAGUACAAGUAUGAGGUUCAAGCAGAGCCAAGUCCCUCCACGCCGCCUCUAAUUAAAAUCGAGUACCUUGCGCCCGCGGAUAGUGUUAAGGAGCACUAUAAGCAGUUGCCCGAAUUUCGUGAGCUGUCCACGCUGAUUGGCAAGUCGCCCGACGAUCAAAUCCACGGACUUACCUAUCUGCUGGCCAAGGAAAUGCAGGCAAAGCUUCAACGUCAGCCCAAGCAACAGCUUGUUGCCCAAAUACCGGAUCCCCGUCCCCAAGACAACACUGCUCCUAUACUUUUUCAUCCCGGACAGACUCAACAACAGCAACAACAACAGCAGCAGCAGCAGCAGCAGCAGCAUUCACAACUGGCACCAGCUCCUGUUCUGGCCAUAGCAGAGCACGGUUCGCUGGGCGUUCAACCGGGUCGUCUGAUUGGCAUGGCCAAGACAAAACAGUAUGUGCCCAUUGUGGAACCGGGCAACAAUGAUGUUAAGCAGCAACCAGCUCUGGCGAGCACCGCUGCCACCAAGGUGCCCACGCCCAGCUCCUUCAUUGACUUCAACCCCGGACACGGACUGUCGCACGGCUACGAAGGUAUCCGCGAUGAGCAGCCCCUGACCACAAUCGAACACAUUGUGCAUCAUCCGACGCACACGCAACACCAUGGAAUGCUGGCCACAUCUCUGCCAGCUCAGUUAGAGGGCGGAAAGAUUGCAAACGACCUGCAUUAUGUGCAUGACCAAGACGACAAAGCGCUGAAUCAGUACGCCUCAAAGUAUGCCUUCGGUUAUCGCAUACGUGAUUUCCAUACCGGCAACGAUUUUGGCCACAAGCAGAAUAGGGAUUUGCAUGGCGUGACACGCGGUCAAUAUCACAUUUUAUUGCCAGAUGGACGCGUCCAGAACGUGAUUUAUCAUGCAGACAAUACGGGCUUCCAUGCGGACGUUAGCUUCGAGAGCGGCACAACGACACACUGA
Drosophila hydei is the source of this 2442-nucleotide messenger RNA. RefSeq names its product chromatin modification-related protein EAF1 (gene Cpr50Ca). The transcript is spliced from 4 exons. Gene Ontology annotation, cellular component: extracellular matrix. Bases 1 to 2442 code for a protein of 813 amino acids. The record is from RefSeq and is a predicted model, not a curated record. NCBI's taxonomy places the organism in Eukaryota, Metazoa, Arthropoda, Insecta, Diptera, Drosophilidae.